Messenger RNA from Grosmannia clavigera kw1407, 366 nucleotides. RefSeq lists its product as uncharacterized. The transcript has a single exon. Bases 1 to 366 code for a protein of 121 amino acids. Lineage: Eukaryota; Fungi; Ascomycota; Sordariomycetes; Ophiostomatales; Ophiostomataceae. The record is from RefSeq and is a predicted model, not a curated record.
AUGAUCUCUGCUCUCUCUUUCGUCCUGGCUCUCGGCGCCGCAGCCAGUGUCCAGGCUCAGGCUUUUGCCCAGGCCCCGGCCGUGACUCCCCCGCCUUGCGGCCCCUGCUCGGCUGCCAUCAACGCAGUGCCUGCAUGCGCGAGCAGCUGCAUCCUCUCGGCUGCCGUGACCCAGGGACACUGCACCAACGGUGACUACGGCUGCCAGUGCUCCCAAUCGGCUGUCAUCCGUGACGCUGCCCUCAAUUGUGUUCUGGGCGGCUGCGGCCUCAAUGGCGGACUCGGAGUCUUGGGCUCUGUCUCCAAGGUGUGCACCUGCGUCUCAGCCACCGGCUGCAGUCCGGCGGCGGCAACCGCGGCUAUCUAA